Echinococcus granulosus is the source of this 192-nucleotide messenger RNA. RefSeq lists its product as hypothetical. The transcript is spliced from 2 exons. Bases 1 to 192 code for a protein of 63 amino acids. The record is from RefSeq and is a predicted model, not a curated record. Lineage: Eukaryota; Metazoa; Platyhelminthes; Cestoda; Cyclophyllidea; Taeniidae.
AUGUCGAGGGGUGUAGAGAUGUGCGGUGUGUGCCAAGAUGGUGCAGCUAUUCGAUACAACUUGGUAGUUGAAGUUAAAACCAAGAAACUAACCUCCGAUCGCCUGGCCGGUGUUAAUGCAGGGGAGCAAACAACUUGGAAGUAUGGUCUGAUGAGGUGCUAUCGAAACCGUGCCAAACUCUACUCCGGCUAA